CGGGGCUGCGUGGCGCGGCUCAGGCAGUGCUGUGGUCAGCCCCAAGUGGGUCCUUGGAGUGUAGAGCGAGGCCGGGCGGCACACGUGGGGCUCUGGGAGGCCUGGACAUGGCCACGCUGUUUGUGUCCCCCUGUGCCGAAGAUGUGGCCAGCCGGCAGGCGCUGGUGGUAUCGCGCUUUGCCCCCUGUCCACCCCGUGUGGUGCCUGUGCCCGAUCUGACACCUCCUGGUCCCUUUGCCCUGCCCCGGCUGCCAGCAUUGGAGGAUCCAGGGGGGCUGCGUGUGACCGGAGCCACCGCUGUCACCUUCCUGCUGGCCCCCCCAACCCUGCGUGGCUGUGGCCUGGCCCAGGCCACUCUAGUGCGCCAGUGGGUGGCCUAUGCCCAAGCUGAUGUGGCCCCUGCUGCCACCGCUGCCUCCCUGCCCCACCUUGGCCUGGCAGCCCUUGGCCCACAGGUGGUGGAGCGGGCUGAAGCGGAGCUGCGCCGGGUGCUGGGCAUCCUGGAUGGGCACCUGCGGCUGCGCACGUACCUAGUGGGCGAGGCUGUGACGCUGGCAGACAUCGCUGUGGCCUGCACCCUCCUGCUGCCCUACAAAUAUGUACUGGACUCCUCAAGCCGGGCCACCUACCCCAACGUCACCCGCUGGUUCCUGACCUGCAUCCACCAGCCCCAGUUCAAGGAUGUACUGGGACCAGUGGAGCUCUGCGCCCAGGGCCUGGGGGGCCCAGACCCCCCGCCGGUCACCCUGGGGCCUCCAGCCCCGGAGACCCCAGAGCCCCCUCCCAAGAGCGCAUCUCAGCUCAAGAAGGAGGCGAAGAAGAAGGAGAAGCUGGAGAAGUUCCUGCAGAAGAAGGAGAAAAGCAUCCAGCAGCAGCAGGGCGAGGCCCAGAAGAAGCCGAAAGCUGAGAAGAAGGAGAAGAAGGAUCCUGGGGUCAUGACCUAUGACCUCCCCACUCCCCCUGGAGAAAAGAAAGACAUCAGCGGCCCCAUGCCCGACUCCUACAGCCCACAGUACGUAGAGGCUGCUUGGUACGCCUGGUGGGAGCGCCAGGGCUACUUCAAGCCUGAGUUUGGGCGGACAAGGGUGUCAGAGCCAAACCCCCAGGGGAUCUUCAUGAUGUGCAUCCCUCCGCCCAACGUCACGGGGUCCCUGCACCUCGGCCAUGCCCUCACCAAUGCCAUCCAGGACACCCUGACCCGCUGGCACCGUAUGCGUGGUGAGACGACACUGUGGAACCCAGGCUGUGACCACGCAGGCAUUGCCACGCAGGUGGUGGUAGAGAAGAAGAUGUGGAAGGAGCAGGGGAAGACCCGGCACGACCUGGGCAGGGAUGAGUUUGUGCGCCAGGUCUGGAAGUGGAAGGAAGAGAAGGGCGACCGGAUUUACCAUCAGCUCAGGAAACUCGGCGCCUCCAUGGACUGGGACCGGGCCUGCUUCACCAUGGAUGUGAAGUUGUCGCGGGCGGUGCAGGAGGCCUUCGUGAGGCUCCAUGAUGAGGGCGUCAUUUACCGCAGCACUCGCCUGGUCAACUGGUCCUGCACAUUGCGUUCAGCCAUCUCCGACAUUGAGGUGGACAGUAAGGAGUUGGGGGGCCGCACGCUGCUGCCUGUGCCUGGCUACGCCCACAAGGUCGAGUUCGGCGUCCUCGUCUCCUUUGUGUACAGGCUCCAGGGCUCAGAUGAGGACGUGGUAGUGGCCACCACGCGGCUGGAGACCAUGUUGGGGGACACAGCAGUGGCCGUGCACCCCAAGGAUCCCCGCUACCAGCACCUGCAUGGGCGCCAGGUCCUGCACCCCUUCACCCAGCGCCUCCUGCCUAUCAUCUGCGAUGACUUUGUGGACAUGGCCUUCGGCACAGGGGCAGUGAAGAUCACACCAGCCCAUGACCACAAUGACUUUGAGGUGGGGCAGCGCCAUGGCCUGGCCUGCAUCACCAUCAUUGACGACAGCGGGUGCCUCAUCAACGUGCCCCCUCCCUUCCUGGGCAUGCGGCGGUUCGAGGCCCGCGGGGCCGUGCUGGCUGCCCUCCAGGAGCAGGGGCUGUUCCGGGGGGUCCAGGACAACCCCAUGGUGGUGCCCAUCUGCAGCCGUUCAAAGGAUGUGGUGGAGCCACUGCUGAAGCCACAGUGGUACGUGCGCUGCGACGGCAUGGCGCGGGGGGCAGCUGAGGCCGUGCGCCGCGGCGACCUCCGCAUCCGCCCUGACUUCCAUCUCAAGACCUGGUUCCAGUGGAUGGACAACAUCCGGGACUGGUGCAUCUCACGGCAGCUGUGGUGGGGCCACCGCAUCCCUGCCUACUUCAUCACUGUUGAUGACCCUGCUGUGCCCCCGGGGGAGGACGCAGACGGCAGGUACUGGGUGAGUGGGCGCAGUGAAGAGGAGGCGCGUGGCAAGGCUGCCAGGGCUUUUGGGGUGACCCCCGACAAAAUCUCCCUACGGCAAGACGAAGACGUACUGGACACGUGGUUCUCUUCUGGCCUCUUCCCCUUCUCCAUCUUCGGCUGGCCUGAGCUCAAUGAGGACCUGGAGGUCUUCUACCCGGGGACCCUGCUGGAGACGGGCCAUGACAUCCUGUUCUUCUGGGUUGCACGGAUGGUCAUGCUGGGCCUCAAGCUGACUGGAAAACUGCCCUUCCGUGAGGUCUACCUCCACGCUGUGGUACGGGACGCCCACGGGCGCAAGAUGAGCAAGUCCCUGGGCAACGUCAUUGACCCCCUGGAUGUUAUCAGCGGCAUUUCGCUGGAGGGCCUGCAUGCCCAGCUCCUGGACAGCAACCUGGACCCCGCGGAGGUGGAGCGUGCCAAGGAGGGCCAGAAAAGCGACUUCCCAGCUGGGAUCCCUGAGUGCGGGACUGAUGCCCUGCGCUUUGCCCUCUGCGCCUACACGGCACAAGGCCGUGACAUCAACCUGGAUGUGAAGCGCGUCCUGGGCUACCGACACUUCUGCAACAAGCUGUGGAAUGCCACGCGCUUCGGCCUGCGUGCUCUGGGACCCGGCUACCACCCCCCACUGCAGCCCCAGGCAGGGCUGGACCUGGCAGGGGCAGGGCUGGCAGAGCGCUGGAUGCUGAGCCGGCUGAGCCAGGCCGUGGCGCUGUGCGAUACCGCCUUCCAUGCCUACGACUUCCCGGGCCUCACCACGGCUGUCUACAGCUUCUGGCUAUAUGAGCUCUGCGAUGUCUACCUGGAGCUGGUGAAGCCAGUGCUGGCAGAGGGGCCAGAGGCAGGGGCAGGGGCAGUUCGGGCCACGCUACACACGUGCCUGGAUGCUGGCCUGCGCCUGCUGGCCCCACUCAUGCCCUUCGUCACUGAGGAGCUGUUCCAGCGCCUGCCACCUCGGCCCCCUGCCGCCCCCAGCCUCUGUGUGGCCCCCUACCCCAGCCCCCAGCAGUACUGCUGGCAGGACGCUGAGGCUGAGGCGGCCAUGGAGUUUGCGCUGGGCAUCGUCCGGGCUGUGCGCUCCCUGCGGGCUGACUACAACCUCACCAAGACCAAAGCCGACUGCUUCCUGCAGUGCCGUGACCGGGGCACGGCCCAGCUGGCAGCCCAGGUCUCCGGCUACAUCCGGACACUAGCCUCAUGCCAGGCCGUGCAGACACUGGGGCCUGGCGAGGCCGCCCCUGGCGGCUGUGCUGUAGCCAUCGCCUCAGACCGCUGCACUGUCCACCUGUUACUCAAGGGUCUGAUCGAUGUAGAGAAGGAGGUGGGCAAGCUGGAGGGGCGCCGGGCAGAGCUGUUACGGCAGGUGGAGCGGCUGCAUGAGCGCCUGGCAGCACCCGGCUACAGUGCCAAGGUGCCCCCCCAGGUGAAGGAGGCCGACGCUGCCAAGCUGGCCCAGAUGGAGGCAGAGCUGCACAAGACGGACGAGGCACUGGCCACCUUCCAGACGCUGCUGUGAGCCCCCCACAGACAGGAAUAGGGGGGUGGAUAGACAGGCGGACCCCCCUGCCCUCUGCUUUCUCCCGGCUGAUCGGGUAUCAGAGACAUUAAACUAUUUUGUUCCAUUUGA
Messenger RNA from Alligator mississippiensis (American alligator), 4010 nucleotides. RefSeq names its product valyl-tRNA synthetase 1 (gene VARS1). The coding region runs from base 108 to 3899 and encodes 1263 amino acids. The record is from RefSeq and is a predicted model, not a curated record. Gene Ontology annotation, cellular component: cytosol; cytoplasm. Gene Ontology annotation, molecular function: valine-tRNA ligase activity; ATP binding; aminoacyl-tRNA deacylase activity. NCBI's taxonomy places the organism in Eukaryota, Metazoa, Chordata, Crocodylia, Alligatoridae. The transcript has 31 exons. Gene Ontology annotation, biological process: valyl-tRNA aminoacylation.